Mycena indigotica is the source of this 870-nucleotide messenger RNA. RefSeq names its product Ribosome biogenesis protein BRX1 like protein. The record is from RefSeq and is a predicted model, not a curated record. Gene Ontology annotation, biological process: ribosomal large subunit assembly; rRNA processing. The transcript is spliced from 5 exons. NCBI's taxonomy places the organism in Eukaryota, Fungi, Basidiomycota, Agaricomycetes, Agaricales, Mycenaceae. Gene Ontology annotation, molecular function: rRNA binding. Gene Ontology annotation, cellular component: nucleolus. The coding region runs from base 1 to 870 and encodes 289 amino acids.
AUGUCUUCCUCUGUCUUGAAAGCUGCAACCAAAGGGAAACGCAAAGCUGACGAAAUGGAUGUGGAUGAUAGACCCUCCAAGAAAAGGAAUAAACAACGCGUUUUACUGCUCUCCUCUCGUGGAAUCACCCACCGCAUGCGGCAUUUUAUGAACGACUUGGAAGCACUUCUGCCCCAUGUCAAGAAAGAUUCCAAACUCGACUCUAAGUCGCAACUGCAUCUGCUCCCUGAGCUUGCCGAUUUGAACAAUUGCAACAAUACACUCUAUUUUGAGGCCCGCAGACACGAGGAUCUCUACCUCUGGGCAGCCAAAACGCCGAAUGGCCCCAGCAUCAAAAUGCAUGUCCAAAACGUCCAUACCAUGGACGAGCUCAAAAUGACAGGAAAUUGUCUCAAGGGCAGCCGCGGGCUGCUGAGCUUCGACAAAGCCUUUGACGAGACUGAGUGGGGAAAGUUGACCAAGGAGGUGUUCACUCAUAUCUUCGGUGUUCCUUCGACGGCGCGCAAGGCAAAGCCCUUCAUAGACCACAUUCUUACCUUCUCGAUCCUCGACUCGAAAAUAUGGUUUAGAAAUUUCCAGAUCAUAGAAAAGGACCCUUUGCAACCCAAUGGACCGCCACAGACAAGUCUAGUGGAGAUAGGGCCCAGAUUCGUGCUCACCCCAAUACGAAUCUUUGAAGGCGCGUUCAACGGCGCAACCGUUUUUUCUAACCCAGAAUUCAUUUCGCCAACGGCUGUUCGCUCAGCCAUUCGGAGGGAGAAAGGCGCCAAGUAUGGACAGCGCAAAGACGCGCAGUUGGAAAAUUCGAGGAGAAAGGAAUUGCGGAAGAGAGACGAAGACGAGCUGGCUGUUUCCAAAGUAUUUGCUUGA